UAGCGCCAGUAUGGCGCUGAUCCAAACACCCCUGUUUUUUCACCCCUCUCCCAUUGCACUUCCACCGAGCUCUUUGACAUACCUCACCCACCAAUCUCUCUGCGCAGAACCAUGACCGAUCGCUCUACCUCCCGUGGACGAGAGUUCGUCACUUCAUCUGGACGCGGUGGCCUCGGCAACAUGCGCCCACCAUCCAACUCGCGCGACCGCCCCACCACGGGGCCGGACGACUUCUCUGACACACGUGGGCGCGAGCCCCCCGUGUCCAUCUCCGAAAUCCGCUCUACCGGCCGCGGCGGCGCGGGCAACUUCCGUUCCCCGUCGCGCGAGCCCACGGACAACCAGGACGUGCGCGUCCCGGCCGAGCGCGAGCUCAUGCGCGCGCACUCGCAGCUCGAGCAGACCGUCGUGCACUCCACCGGCCGCGGCGGCGCGGGGAACAUGAGCCGCUCGCGCUCGCGGGGGCCCGACUCGACGCUCGCCCCGUCGACGACGCACACCGUGGCGCUCCCCCCCGUCGUGCACUCGAGCGGCCGCGGCGGCGCGGGCAAUAUCACGCCCGGGCCUGCGCCGGCGUUUGAGCGCGGGCGGACACCUGGUGCCGCCGAGGGAAUACACUCGACAGGCCGCGGCGGCCUAGCGAACCUCACGGCGUCCCCCAGCCCCGCGCCCGACACCAUCGUCCACCACCCCGGCGUCUACGAGAGCUCGGGCCGAGGCGGUGCGGGCAACAUCCGCGACCGCAGCUCGAGCGCCAGUCGGGAACGCAGUGCCAGCAAGGAUCGGGUCGCUGCUGCUGCUGAGAAGGGCGGCAUCGCUGGCCUGUGGGGUCGGAAGCAUCAUCAUGGUCCCCCUGAGACUAUCCGAGAAGACGGCCAGCCAGGGCCGGCUGGGCUCCUGGGGGGCGAUGCCUCUGGGGCUGGCGGUGUCGCUGGUGGAGGACGGCUCCCUCUCUGAGUGUGAACGAAGCGGUGUGCGGAUGCUAAUCUAGUGAUUCCACAAAUAUGUAAUACCAGAUCUUGGCCUGUCUCUAACCCUCCUGUUGUGUGCCUGUAGCGCCGUCUUUAUGCAUAAUAUGUGUGUAUGUGGA
Mycena citricolor is the source of this 1090-nucleotide messenger RNA. The record is from the annotation of a GenBank genome assembly. NCBI's taxonomy places the organism in Eukaryota, Fungi, Basidiomycota, Agaricomycetes, Agaricales, Mycenaceae.